Molecule: messenger RNA, 3163 nt
Organism: Sphaeramia orbicularis (orbiculate cardinalfish)
Lineage: Eukaryota; Metazoa; Chordata; Actinopteri; Kurtiformes; Apogonidae
Gene: gpat3
Product: glycerol-3-phosphate acyltransferase 3
Exons: 13
Coding region: 172-1503 (443 amino acids)
Biological process (GO): triglyceride biosynthetic process
Cellular component (GO): endoplasmic reticulum
Molecular function (GO): glycerol-3-phosphate O-acyltransferase activity
Source: RefSeq, a predicted model, not a curated record
AUCCGCAGAAGGGGCGUAGUUUCUAAACCUACUGACUAGUCUGUAGCUGGCAGCGGAUAACGUUUCCCUUUAUAAACAGGGUCUUUUCUUCUCCCCUCGGAUAUUCCUCAACUUUCAGGAGAAGAUGAGCUGAUCCACGGACACGGACAGUGGGGGCCUCAGCUGUCAGUGAUGGAUGACCUGUGGAGUGUGGCUGGAGCCGUGUUCCAGGUGUGGGUGUUUGUGGUGCUGUUCCUCAUCAUGCUGCCUGCCAUGUUUGGACUGUCCCUGGGGGUCACUGGGGUCUACAUACAGGUUUUGGUCAAAAUUCUGGAGUGGGCUACAGUGCGAAUCCAGAGAGGACGCAUGGAGCAGCCCAGUGUACCUGUACCUCUGCCAAAUGGGAUUAUUGAGCGAGCAGGGGGAUCCAUGGAGGAGGAGAUUGGGGAGCUGCGGAACUCGUUUGCUCUGAGCGAUGCCUUCUAUUUCUACAAGAAAGGUUUAGAGAGCAUUGUGGAUGACCAGGUGACCCAGCGCUUCUCCUCUGAGGAACUGGCCUCUUGGAACCUCCUCACACGCACCAACCAGAACUUCCGUUACAUCAGUCUGCGCCUCACCAUCAUCUGGGUCCUGGGUGUCUUCGUUCGCUACUGUAUCCUCUUCCCACUCAGGAUUACUCUGGCAAUCAUUGGCCUCUCAUGGCUUGUGAUCGGAACAACAUUAGUUGGAUUCCUACCUGAGAACAGUGUGAAGACCUGGUUGAGCGAGCUGGUCCAUCUGACGUGUUACAGGAUCUGUGCCAGAGGACUGUCAGCCACCAUCCGUUACUACAACAAAGAGAACAAGCCACAGAAAGGAGGAAUAUGUGUUGCAAAUCACACUACACCAAUCGACGUGGUUAUUCUGGCCAACGAUGGCUGCUAUGCAAUGGUGGGUCAGAUUCACGGAGGCUUGAUGGGGGUCAUUCAGAGGUCAAUGGUGAGGUCCUGCCCUCAUGUGUGGUUCGAGAGGUCGGAGAUGAAGGACCGCCACGCUGUGACCAGUAGGCUGAGGGCUCACGUUGCAGCUAAGACCAAACUUCCCAUCCUAAUAUUUCCUGAAGGAACCUGCAUCAACAACACUUCGGUCAUGAUGUUUAAGAAGGGAAGCUUUGAAAUUGGAGGGACAAUAUACCCAGUUGCAAUCAAGUACGACCCACGUUUUGGUGAUGCUUUCUGGAACAGUGGCAAGUACAACAUGGUCAGUUACCUGCUCAGGAUGAUGACCAGCUGGGCCAUAGUAGUCAAUGUGUGGUACCUCCCACCCAUGACCCUGCAGGAUGGGGAGGACGCUGCUCAUUUUGCCAGCAGAGUGAAAUCAGCCAUCGCUCAUCAGGGGGGGCUGCUUGACCUCGAUUGGGACGGAGGCCUUAAGAGAGGAAAAGUGAAGGAUUCAUUUAAAGAAGAGCAGCAGAAGAUGUACAGCAGUAUAAUUGUGGGACAAAAUGGCAUCAGUUCUUGUAGUCAGAGCACAAAGGUGGAAUGAUUUUUGGACAAUCCCUUCGACAAUCAUUGCUGUUAUCUUUCAGCCAUGUUACACACGGUGAAUUGUGAAUGGCUCCUUUUAUUCCCUUUAUUUGGAGAGAGGACUGUGACAAGAUGCUGAAUCUCCAGGAAACCUCAAAUAACUCUCCUUGAUUGUCUGAUCCAUUUUUUUGUGGAUUUUACAUUUCGACCAAAGUCUUAUACCGAAAGUCAGCCUUAAAAUCUUAUUGUUAUUUUAGCUCAGGUCCUGUGCCAUAUCUAUCAAACUACUUAAAAACAUCUAUAUCACUAGUCAAAGAGCCAACUAAGGACAAAAAUAAUGUGCCCUAAAGUUAUUUUCACCCUAAAACAUACAGAAAGGGUUUGAGAGUAGCUGCAAAAUGAUAUAUUUGGAGGAUUUACUGCCUUACCAGCAGCUCUUUGAGUCUGGCUGAACUGAAUGCUAAUGUCAUAAUGCUAAGGACAAUGCCAAUGUGGGCUUUUAAGAGAUAAAGAUGCAAACAGAUUUUAAAUAAUAAGAACAAUAACCAAAGCAACAUCAUUUUUGUUUGCUUAUGCCCACUGAAAUGGGUAUUUGAGCUUAAAGUAAAGCAGAUUCUGAUUCAUUACAACCAGUGGAACAGUGGACAAUGAGUCUUAAACUUGUCCCACUCGUCUAAGUCUGUAUUCACAAUAGUAAUAAGCUCAAGUUGAUAGCAGUUUGAUAAAUACAGGCCCUGACGUCCUUUCUUGUUGUAGGAUUGUUUUUUCACCAGCAGGAGGCAGUGUUUGCAUGUACAAUAAUCCUGUUAAUAUAGGAUUGUGUUCAUCAUACUGAACUACUAGCUCCUCAGCAUACCACUUGUUAUCAGAGGUUUGUUCACACAUUUAACUUGUGCUUUCUUUUUUAUGAUCAUCUCAAUGCAAGUUCUUCCUCAUAUGAGGCUUAAUGUUGUAAUGUUUGUAUACAUUGUUUUUAAAAACCAAAUGUUUGUUGUUUUAAGCUGCUUUUUACUUGCUCUUUAUGGAUUUCUGUUUACAUGAAAAAUGUAAUUGAUUCUUAAAAAAAAUACAUUGAAAACCAGUGACAAAUAUAUGUUUUACGUUGAGGAGUCUAGUCAGGAACAGAACUAUUGAGGUCAAAUCCACCUUUCCCACACCUCCAUCCUCAUGAGAUUUUGACCCGCUAUUUUACAUGAAGUGUCAUUUUAAAGCCCUGUCAAUUAAAGAUCAAGUGGAACCUAUUUUAUUUCUGAUCAAAUAGUUUCAUACAUUUCAGCAGAACUGAGUACAUUAAUUGUCCUCAGCACAGCAGUUCUCUCAGGUCAAGAGCUAGUUAUGUCUGAAUACAAGGUUAUUUAUUUGAGUCACUUGUAGCCUAUAGAAACCUAUUUUGACUCAGUUUAUAUUGUUGUUGUUUUUUUUCUUCUUUUUGAUUAAUUAUUAGGUGUAAAAGUCUGAAAUAAUCCCUCUAGUUAUUGGGAUUGCUGAAGGGCAGUGUUUGUCCUUAUAAACACAAAUCCAUUACUUGUCUUCUGUAAUGGGAGGCAGUGGCGGAGAACGAAUAAGGCGACGUGGAGGAAAGAAUAGCAUGGUCCCCACUAAAAGGCUUGCACAGUCGAGUACGGCUGAAACAUGUUUACUGUGACGGUGCUUUAAUAAAGAAAGCAGAGACUGUGAAA